AUGAACAGAUUUGUUGGCUUGGUUGUACUGUCGGCGCUGGUGAUCGGCGCAUUGGGUCAAAAUGAGCGUGAUGCUGCCGUCCGGGAUCGGGCCAGCAACGGCUACGAGGUCCUGGUCGAAUCGUCCCUGCACGUGCGGAAGGCAAACCCGGCGGUGCGACGAAACGUGCGCAGCGUAAUCGAUCUGUUGGUGCCACAGGAAGCGCUGCUGGUGCGCCAGAAACGCCAGUUUGGUGGCUUCGGAGCAUCCAGCUCGAACGCGAAUGCCAACGCCUUCGGACAGUAUUACGGACCGGACGGAUUCGGUGCCAGUGCCGCAAACGCUGGAGCGCAAUCCUUCUACAACCAGGGACCGGGUGGCGGCUUCGGUGCAUCCGCUGCCAAUUCCGCCUCGCAAGGAUUUUCUGCCGGUCCGGGUGGAUUCUCGGGCUCUGCUGGACAGUCUGGUAGCCAAACGUACAAACUGCCGGGCAACAAGGACGUCAGCCUUUCGUAUACCGGUGGAUUCUCUGUCGCCAACGGACAGCCUAGCGUAUCGCAGGGCAGCUCCCUCAGUUUCUCGUAA
Anopheles coustani is the source of this 564-nucleotide messenger RNA. RefSeq lists its product as uncharacterized. The transcript is spliced from 4 exons. Bases 1 to 564 code for a protein of 187 amino acids. The record is from RefSeq and is a predicted model, not a curated record. NCBI's taxonomy places the organism in Eukaryota, Metazoa, Arthropoda, Insecta, Diptera, Culicidae.